UUAUAAGAUGUGAUUAUGGAGUCGCGUUGUUUGGACGGUUUAGAUUUAGGAAAAUGGGUGAAUGUGUAUGAAUCUUCAUACUCUAGCAGCGUAGCAAAUAAAAAGCCGAGCAUCGUUUUCUUCUUCCUCCGCCUCUCUGUCUCUGUCUCUGCCUGUGUGUUGCAGAAAUGGGUUCUCGUCUUCUUCAUGAUCGGAUCGCAUCUGAGACUCAAGAGUGAUCUGUCUUCUUACGGUUUUGACCCCACCCGAGUCACGCAACUCUCUUGGCAUCCAAGGGCUUUCUUGUAUACAGGAUUUCUCUCCGGCGCGGAAUGCGAUCACCUCAUUAACCUUGCAAGGGAUAAGCUGGAGGUAUCGAUGGUGGCGGACAAUGAUUCGGGGAAGAGCAUAAAGAGUGAAGUGAGGACGAGCUCCGGUAUGUUCCUACAGAAGGGUCAGGAUGAAAUUGUUACAGCCAUUGAACGCAGGAUUGCUGCUUGGACUUUCCUUCCGCCAGAAAAUGGGGAGUCCAUUCAAAUACUACACUAUGAGCAUGGGCAGAAAUAUGAGCCGCAUUUUGAUUAUUUUCAUGACAAAGCCAAUCAAGAACUUGGCGGGCAUCGGGUUGCCACGGUAUUGAUGUAUUUGUCUAACAUUGAGAUGGGCGGGGAGACUAUCUUCCCCAAUUCAGAGGGUAAAGGCUCUCAAUUGAAGGAUGACACCUGGUCUGACUGUGCAAAAAAUGGCUAUGCAGUGAAACCCAAAAAGGGUGAUGCCUUGCUAUUCUUCAGUCUUCAUCCAGAUGCACAAACUGAUCCAGACAGCUUGCAUGGAAGCUGCCCUGUCAUUGAGGGUGAGAAGUGGUCUGCAACAAAAUGGAUUCACGUGAGAUCUUUUGAUAGUCUAGGGAAGCGUGCAGCAAGUGGCGGAUGUGUGGAUGAGGAUGAGCUUUGUCCCCAGUGGGCUGCCGCUGGAGAGUGCCAAAAGAAUCCUCUUUAUAUGGUUGGCUCUCCGGAUUCUGAUGGCUUCUGUCGAAAGAGUUGCAAGGUAUGUGCAUCAUAGGUAUAUCUACUUCAUUUGAAGCCCAUGAAAUGGUAGGAAUUGGAUCUGUAGCAAGUGCUCUCUAGUUGUAUAUAAAUAUCAACUCAAGUUGGUUAUCAGAGAAUUUUGAAUAUCUAGCUUAGGAGUCAAUUCACAUCAACAGUUUCACUGCAUAACAUCCUCGUUGUUGUAUCAUGGUCAUGAGAGCUAAGUACUGCCUUUUUGUAUCAGCUUUACCGGUCCUAUUUUACAAAUCCAACAUUGCCAUAUGGAAAUGUAGCUGGUGGUUGGUUUUGAGAAAGUAA
Molecule: messenger RNA, 1325 nt
Organism: Magnolia sinica
Lineage: Eukaryota; Viridiplantae; Streptophyta; Magnoliopsida; Magnoliales; Magnoliaceae
Product: probable prolyl 4-hydroxylase 7
Exons: 8
Coding region: 16-1041 (341 amino acids)
Biological process (GO): peptidyl-proline hydroxylation to 4-hydroxy-L-proline
Cellular component (GO): endoplasmic reticulum
Molecular function (GO): L-ascorbic acid binding; procollagen-proline 4-dioxygenase activity; iron ion binding
Source: RefSeq, a predicted model, not a curated record